AUGCACUGCCUGGAGCUCAACCUGAGCUCGCUGCCAGCGACGACGCGACGCGCCAUCCGCCGCUUGAAGCUACACCGCGAGAUGCUCCAACUGCCAAGCCUUAUCUUGUGUGCCGGCACGAGCUUUAGCACCCCGUUCGGCUCGGCGACGCAAGAGCAACAAGCAGCUCUUCGCCGCUGCGCGCAGCAUACGAUAGCUGUCCGAGUGACCGGCGAGGACGUGUACGUGACUGGUACACCGAUAAACGCAGUGCUUGUCAACGCGACGCCUGUGUCGAGCCAUACGCCACACCGUCUGGCUGAUGGCGACAUCAUCACACUUGCUUCUGGCAACGACUUUGUCAUUGCGUAUGUGCUUCGCACCAACCGCGGCGCUGUCUCUUCGCCGGACCAACUCAUCAACCUAACAAGCGCAAGCUCCACGACAGAGGUAACGCACACCACCCAAGGCACCUGGUCAGUCGAGACCGACGCGGGCAACGAUGGCACUCUUGGAGACAUGGCCAAAACCCGCGACAACGACACCGAGACGAGCCAACAAACGCUCGACCCUCCCGUUAUCGCCCUUGCUGACAACAACGCUGACGAGUCCCCGAUGUCCAGCGCCAUUGGUGAUGGCACGGCGCUGCCAGAUGUGCUCGAUGUCGACGCCAUCGUGUACUCUCCUCAGCAGAUGCCGCGCCGAAGCAAGCGGCUCGUUGCACGCAAGGAGAAAGCUCUCUGGCGCGUCUUGCAUGACAGCUGCACCGUCUCGUAAAGUGAAUUGUGAUCGGAAUUUGACGGACAGGCCACCCGUUAAAAUUCCCUGAGUCGCCUACGCUCGAGUGGUGUUCCAAGCAUCCCGUCUCCGUCGACUUGGAUCGACACAUAAGGCCCACUACAUGGUCAAGAAGAGGCGCGCGAGGUUGUCUCGGCCGAGGCUCUCGUACUCGUCAAAGGUAAACGGGGACCUUGCUCGAGGAUUGGACUUGCGUGGCA
This is a messenger RNA of Saprolegnia diclina VS20, 977 nucleotides long. RefSeq lists its product as hypothetical. The record is from RefSeq and is a predicted model, not a curated record. Gene Ontology annotation, molecular function: protein binding. Bases 1 to 756 code for a protein of 251 amino acids. Lineage: Eukaryota; Oomycota; Saprolegniomycetes; Saprolegniales; Saprolegniaceae. The transcript is spliced from 6 exons.